CCUGCACGCAUGCGUAUUUGAUAGUAGGCCGCUGCUGCUGCUUAUCUUCUUCUUGGUGGUGGUGUCUGUACUCAGCGAUUUCGCAAGUUUUGGAAAAAUAUAUUCAGCUAAAAAUGAGUGAUACAAAAACAUACACAUUAGAAGAAGUUAAAGAACAUAACAAUGGUAAUUCACUCUGGCUUGUAAUCCAUGAUAAGGUUUACGAUGUAACAAAGUUUAUUGAUGAGCAUCCUGGUGGUGAAGAGGUUUUACUUGAACAGGCAGGCGGGGAUGGAUCGGAGUCUUUUGAGGAUGUAGGCCACUCAUCAGAUGCCCGAGAACUAAUGGAGGACUAUUACAUAGGUGAUUUGGUUGAGGAAGAUAAAGGAAAAGGAUCAGCGAAGCCUGUGAAUCCAGCAAGUGUUCCCGAAGAUGAUAACAGGGAGCCCAUUUGCUGCCAAGUACUAAGUUGAUAAGCUUUUUGAAGAUUCCCAACAACAAUCAGACCGUAGUUUUCAACUAUAUGGUCUUGGCUAAUACCAGCUGGCAUAGCCCUAUUGGUGGCGCUUGCCUACCGCUACUACCUUACAUCGUCUACCUAACACCUUAUCUGAUGUGAGCUACUAGUUCUGUGUCCAUUGAUAAUUGCUAUCCCUGUCAUGCUGAACCUCUUUGAGUAUCUUCAUAAUCUUGAACACAAAUGUGGACUAAUUGAGAAAAUGAAUGCCUGUUGAACGUUUUUGAUUUUGAUCAACUGUAAUGAAAAUAAUAAUUGCAGCUGAAAGUAAUUCAAUCAUUAUUAUGCACUUUUUAAUAAGAAUAAUUUUUUACAAGGGACCAUAAUAAACAGUUCCACAUGGUUUGUUUUCAGUGUUUUGUGUUUGAUAAAUACAGUAUUGAUAGAUUAAGGUGGGGCCUACUGUACUUUGAGAAACAUCUAUUUUAUAUUAGAGUUCAUACACUGUUUUAUGUGAUAAAUAUCUUUGAUUUUCCCAUAUAUGGGCAUGAUAUGAUAGCAUAGCAUUAUACUCAUAUUGAUAGAAAUACAAAUAUAUUUGUCACAUUUUAUAGUUUGGUCAGAGGCUUAUUGUAUAAUUUUUAAAUAACAUAUUUUUGUGAUUUUUAAAAGAAAAGAAUAAAGCCUUUUUACUGUCACUACCAUUAUAGUCUAUUUUACACCAGAUUUUCUGGGCCUAUUGAUUUUCUUCAAGAAUAAUUUAUUCUGGGUUAUCU
Molecule: messenger RNA, 1212 nt
Organism: Anneissia japonica
Lineage: Eukaryota; Metazoa; Echinodermata; Crinoidea; Comatulida; Comatulidae
Product: cytochrome b5-like
Exons: 7
Coding region: 114-452 (112 amino acids)
Cellular component (GO): membrane; intracellular membrane-bounded organelle
Molecular function (GO): heme binding
Source: RefSeq, a predicted model, not a curated record